Molecule: messenger RNA, 581 nt
Organism: Saccostrea cuccullata (small rock oyster)
Lineage: Eukaryota; Metazoa; Mollusca; Bivalvia; Ostreida; Ostreidae
Product: ubiquitin-like protein ATG12
Exons: 4
Coding region: 21-374 (117 amino acids)
Biological process (GO): autophagosome assembly; autophagy of mitochondrion; C-terminal protein lipidation
Cellular component (GO): phagophore assembly site membrane; cytoplasm; Atg12-Atg5-Atg16 complex
Source: RefSeq, a predicted model, not a curated record
UUGACAGGAAGUAAACAAACAUGUCUGACGACGGAAAUGAAAGUAAAGACAGCAAACAAACAGAAGCCGAGGAAAAGAGCUUACCUACAAGUCCUAGUCAUGCUGCUGCAAAAAUUGAUGUUCUCCUGAAGCCGGCUGGAGAUGCCCCCAUUAUGAAGAAAAAGAAGUGGGCCGUUGAUAGAAAUAAACGCAUUGGAUGGGUUGGAGAAUUCAUCAAAAAGUACCUCAAGUUAACUUCCCAGGACUCUGUGUUCCUGUAUGUGAAUCAAUCCUUUGCUCCAACUCCUGAUACUGAAAUUGGCACAGUAUUUGAUUGUUUUGGAAGUGAUGGGAAACUCGUUUUACAUUACUGCAAAACCCAGGCUUGGGGAUGAACAACAGUUUGUGAUUUUACAAGACUUCGUGGCUAUCAUCAGCCAUAAUGAAUUGAUCAUUGUGCAAUACUUUCUAUGAUGGCAGAUCAUUGUUAGGUAUUUACAGAACAUGUAGAAAUUUUAAUGUGACCAGUAAGUACUAAGAAUAUUGUACUCUGUGAUAAAACUAUGUUGUUGACUGAAUAAAUGAAUAAUGUCAAUGUAAAA